Jaminaea rosea is the source of this 1329-nucleotide messenger RNA. RefSeq names its product cytochrome oxidase assembly. The record is from RefSeq and is a predicted model, not a curated record. The transcript has 2 exons. Gene Ontology annotation, biological process: heme A biosynthetic process. Gene Ontology annotation, molecular function: oxidoreductase activity, acting on NAD(P)H, heme protein as acceptor. Gene Ontology annotation, cellular component: mitochondrial inner membrane. NCBI's taxonomy places the organism in Eukaryota, Fungi, Basidiomycota, Exobasidiomycetes, Microstromatales. The annotation marks the transcript as partial.
AUACGAAGCACCGCUCCAGCAGAUCCGGCCACCACGACUCCUCCCUCACCGUCGGCCUCACCUCAACCAGACACCUCAGCGAAGCCCACCUCCAAGUGGGUAGGCUAUCACUCCCUCUUUCUCGCCUUCCUCGUCUACGCCAUUGUGGUAGUAGGUGGGCUCACCCGCCUCACAGAAUCCGGGUUGAGCAUCACAGAAUGGAAUCCAGGCUUCAAGGGAAUGUGGCUGCCCACGACCACCGACGAGUGGGAGGGCGAAUGGGCAAAGUACAGGCAGACGCCAGAAUUCGUGCUUCUCAACAGCAAAAUGAGCUUGGAAGACUUCAAGACCAUCUACAUGUGGGAGUGGUCCCAUCGCAUCCUGGGAAGAGUCAUCGGACUGGCAUACGUGCUCCCCGCCGCCUUCUUUGUUGCGAGAGGAAUGGUCAAAUCUCCUUUCAGAUCCAAGCUGCUCCUCAUCGGUCUCGGUAUUGGUGCUCAGGGAGCCAUGGGCUGGUACAUGGUUAAGUCGGGCCUCGCUGCUCCUCAGGGAACCCUUCACCAGCCACACUCAGACGCCCUCGCCCCACCCAAGACGUCUUCCACACCAGCGGCCUGGACACCCCGUGUCAGCCACUUCAGAUUGGCAGCUCAUCUCGGCCUUGCCUUCCUCGUCUACGCUGGCAUGCUCCGUACAGGGCUCUCUGUCCUUAGGCAGUACAACCUCGCCAUGAAUGUCGGCAAAGCCAGUGGGCUUAAGGCCGCACCUGGCGUACGCGACAAGCUCGUCGCCGUCCUCUCCAAGCCGCAAGUGCUGCGCUACCGUCGCUUCGUGGGGGCAGUCACCGGCCUCGUGUUCGCUACAGCCAUGUCUGGCGCGCUGGUUGCUGGGCUAGACGCUGGGCUGGUGUACAAUGAGUUUCCCACGAUGGGUGAUGGCAGGAUCGCCCCGCCCCUCGAUGAGAUGUUCGACGAGCGCUAUACCCGAUCAAGCGGCGCAAGCAGCCGCGACGACGAGGCAUCAUCAUCGUCACUCGUCUUGCACAACCUGACUCAGAACCCUGUCACUGUUCAGUUCGUGCAUCGCUGCCUCGCCAUCACAACCUUCGCGCAUGUAGCUGCACUGGCAUGGAAGACUCGCAACCUCUCGGCCACCAUGCGUCUUGCCGGCACCGCUUUGCCUCCCGCCGUGCCCAGGCUAGCAUACCUGGCCUUGGGGGCCGCAACUGCUCAGGCCACACUCGGGAUUACGACGCUGAUCUACAUGGUGCCCAUCGAGCUGGCGAGCGCGCAUCAAGCUGGCUCUGUGGCAUUGUUGAGUGUGAUGCUGGCACUGUGGGGAACGUUGAGG